AUAGAGAUAGAGAUGUCAGAUCAACAGAUUGAUGAACAACAGCAACAACAACAGCAGCUACCACCAAAGCCUGUUUGGACGACACACAAGUUGAACAAAGAGCAUGAACUCAGAUUCGAGGUGGACAAAGAGGCAAAACUAAAGUUGACAAAGGGUACAGCAGAGUACUUUGGUACUGAACUUGCAGUGAACAGAGAGUAUACAUUAUGUGCAAAUGCAAGAGGUGCUGUGUUUACAUGGUCUGGAUGUGAGUUGGAGAUGUCUGUUGGUGUCAGAACAUACAUUGCCAAUGAAACACCAAUGCUAGCCUACUCAAAGAUACACAAGGAUAUUGAUAAUCACCGCACUGCAGUGAUUGACACUCGCGAUCAAGGACCAAGAGUACUGAUAGCAGGACCAACAGAUGUUGGUAAGAGUACAUUGUGCAAGAUAUUACUUGGUUAUUCAGCAAGACUUGGCUUUGCUCCAUGCUUUGUGGACUUGGACCCUGGUCAGGGAGGCGUGACACUGCCCGGCGCACUCUGUGCGACAAUCGUGGACAAACCAGUGGACAUUGAGGAGGGACUCUCCAACAGCGUACCAUUCGUUCAGUUCUACGGCCACACAUCACUGGACCUCAACCCCAAUCUCUACAAGGCCCAGAUUCAAUCAUUGGCACUUUCUAUCGACAAGCGUUGCGAGAAGGACAACAAUGCUCGAGUCUCUGGCAUUGUGGUCAACACAUGUGGUUGGAUCGAGGGUCUGGGCUACGAGGUGCUGCGCACCAGCAUCACUCUGCUGCGCAUCAACAUGAUCGUGGUGAUCGACAAUGAGAAACUGUAUAGCGAGCUGGCGCGCGAAUACAGCUCACCCGAGAUGAAGGUGAUGAAGCUGCCCAAGUCGGGCGGAGUGUUCCUGCGCUCGUCGACCUUUAGAAAGAACACCAGGAAUCUGAGGAUCAGAGAGUACUUCUACGGCAUGCUGGGCGACCUGUGUCCGCACAUCACCAUCGUGGACUUCAAGGACGUCGUCAUCUACAGGACUGGCGGUGGUCCCGCUGCACCACUCUCUGCGCUACCCAUUGGCGCCACCUCAGCCAUGGACCCACUACAACUACAAGAGAUAUCACCAUCACUCGACAUGCUACAUUCCAUCCUCGCCGUCUCCUAUGCCAAGAACGCACAAGGUAUACUCAAUAGCAAUGUAGCUGGAUUCCUCUAUGUCAAGGAUGUCAAUAUGGAAACAAAGAGGAUCACAGUGUUGGCACCAUGUCCAGGCGAUCUACCAACCAAGUUCUUGUUGAUGGGAACACUUAAAUGGUUGGAA
This is a messenger RNA of Acytostelium subglobosum LB1, 1305 nucleotides long. RefSeq lists its product as hypothetical. The record is from RefSeq and is a predicted model, not a curated record. Gene Ontology annotation, biological process: tRNA splicing, via endonucleolytic cleavage and ligation. The annotation marks the transcript as partial. NCBI's taxonomy places the organism in Eukaryota, Evosea, Eumycetozoa, Acytosteliales, Acytosteliaceae. The transcript is spliced from 4 exons. Gene Ontology annotation, cellular component: nucleus; mRNA cleavage factor complex. Gene Ontology annotation, molecular function: polynucleotide 5'-hydroxyl-kinase activity.